This is a messenger RNA of Anopheles marshallii, 1965 nucleotides long. RefSeq names its product protein GDAP2 homolog (gene Gdap2). The transcript is spliced from 15 exons. The record is from RefSeq and is a predicted model, not a curated record. Lineage: Eukaryota; Metazoa; Arthropoda; Insecta; Diptera; Culicidae. Bases 1 to 1965 code for a protein of 654 amino acids.
AUGAGACUGAAGUAUCACGUACCUGCUGGCCAGCGCAAUAUGGUCCACCGUGACGUUGGAUAUCAAGCGAUGAGACUAGUGUCCGACAUCUACAAUGAAAGCAUUGAAACAUCACUAGGAGGAAUCGCGAAGCAUCUAACGCAAACGGAAGAAUCGCGAGGACUGCCGAACCAACCACGCCAACAGCAGCAACAGCAGCAGCAGCACUUUGUCACCUUAGGCAGUCUGAAGCGUUGGGGCGAACAGUCGGAAGACGACCGUGGUCAGCCCCGUCCACGUCCGACCGAUUACAGCCAAUUUGCGGCGAACUUUGAAGCCGGCCCGAAACACUCCGUCAGUCCGUUUCCGUGCGAUGCGCAGAUCAACAACCGUUUCGUAAUCUGGGAGGGUGACAUCUCGCAGCUCAAAGUCGAUGCCAUCACCAACAGCACCGAUGAAACGUUGACGGAAAAGAACCGUGUAUCGAAGAAAAUUUUCGGCCGUGCCGGUGCUGCACUUACCUCGGCCAUCGUGCACGACGUGAGAAGAUGUAAAACUGGCGAGGUUCGCGUUACACCAGGAUUUUUCUUACCGUCGAAGUACAUUAUUCACACCGUCGGUCCCAUAUACAGUGAGAAGUACAGGACAGCAUCGGAAGCGACGCUGCAUGCUUGUUAUCGUAACGUGUUGUACAAAGCAAGGGAACUAGGAUUAAGAACCGUAGCCCUAUGUGAUAUUAGCUCGGUGCAGCGCGACUUCCCACCAGACACUGCUGCGCACAUAGCAUUGAGGACUAUACGCCGUUUUCUGGAGCAAUACCGUGCCGAGAUUGUGAUAGUUUGCCUUGAAUCUAAUGCACGCAGUAUCUACGAGGUACUAGCACCGUUGUACUUUCCGCGCGAUCCGCUCGAGGAACGAAGUGCUUUGUGGCAGCUGCCGAAAGACAUCGGGGGACUGUAUGGUGAACCGCAGCUAGCUGAUCGACAGAUUCGCAUCAUUCACAACCCACAGCAUUCCGUCAUGAUAGAAGCCGAUGACGAUUCUGACACGAGCCCACACGAUCUGGAAAUGGGGUCCGACGUGGAGUAUAGCAAUAUUAACCUUAGCCUGGCAGCUCAACUAUCCGGUGCAGCUCAUUCCUUCACCCAAAUGCAGGGAGAUUUGGAUCGGCAACGUUUGCUAGGUGAUCGACCACGCAUGGUCUAUGAAAGUGUGCUUGACGAUGGCUUGGAAGGAAUAGAGCACCAGGAAAGUUCACCUUUGUUGGUGGAUUGCGAUACGACCACAGAGAACUAUUGUCCGGAGAUGAUCGGCCAAGUCCUGGCCACGCACGUCGGCAAACGGACCCGUAUUCUAGACGGCUCCUUUACGUACGUCGAGCUGAUGAAACACUACCACUCGUCGCUCGACGAGAGCGAAUGGCAAAAGGAGAACCUAUACGAACGACUGUUGAGACGCGCUAAAACGGAAGACCUGUCGGAAGUUUCGGGCAUCGGAUGUCUGUACCAGAGCGGUGUAGACAGGCUCGGCCGACCGGUCGUAGUUUUCUGCGGCAAAUGGUUCCCCGCUCACAAUAUCGACCUAGAGAAGGCCCUGCUCUACCUGAUAUAUUUGCUCGAUCCGAUCGUGAAAGGCGACUACGUGAUCGCUUAUUUCCACACGUUGACGAGCUCGAACAACUACCCAUCUCUGCAGUGGCUGAAGGACGUCUACAGUAUACUGCCCUACAAGUACAAGAAGAAUUUGAAAGCCUUUUACAUCGUGCAUCCCACAUUCUGGACGAAGAUGAUGACCUGGUGGUUUACAACGUUCAUGGCACCGGCAAUCAAGACGAAGGUGCAUUCGCUGCCGGGCGUGGAACAUCUGUACUCGGCCAUCGCAAAGGAUCAGCUCGAAAUUCCUGCUUACAUUACCGAGUACGAUAUGGCGACCAACGGCAUACACUACUUCCAACCGAUCGCCAACACAUCCUCGCCAGCAUCCUAA